Gossypium raimondii (Peruvian cotton) is the source of this 1699-nucleotide messenger RNA. RefSeq names its product transcription initiation factor IIF subunit alpha-like. Gene Ontology annotation, cellular component: chromatin; nucleus; transcription factor TFIIF complex. NCBI's taxonomy places the organism in Eukaryota, Viridiplantae, Streptophyta, Magnoliopsida, Malvales, Malvaceae. The transcript has 7 exons. Bases 1052 to 1654 code for a protein of 200 amino acids. Gene Ontology annotation, molecular function: RNA polymerase II general transcription initiation factor activity; TFIIF-class transcription factor complex binding; protein-lysine-acetyltransferase activity. The record is from RefSeq and is a predicted model, not a curated record. Gene Ontology annotation, biological process: positive regulation of transcription elongation by RNA polymerase II; mitotic sister chromatid cohesion; transcription initiation at RNA polymerase II promoter.
AGCAACAAAAAGUCAAAAACUCCACCCAUAUGCCAUUUUGAUGAAUCAUCCAAAAGAGGGUCGAAGAUGCAAUCCAAAAUAAAUUCCUUCUUCAAGCCUCAUUCUCUGUCGGUUGAGCGCUCAAAUUCACCUCCAGUUUUUAGCGAUGAUGAGAGCGAUGAAUUAGCCACCUAGGAGAAGAGUCAGCAUACCAUUGUUAACACCUACAUGCGUAGACCUUCAAAUUUUUAUGGGAAUGACAAGAAAAAAGAAUCUGGCGAUGACAAGUUCGACAAACCCAUAUCAGAGGCUAGGGUUUCAAGGGAAGAAUGUGGUUCAAAUGGGAGAAAUCUAAAUAAGAAGAGAAGUUAUGCACAGUUUCAUUUGGAGUUAGGUCAAUCUGAUUUUCUUCUCCAUGCCUGUUCAAUUUGUGGGGUCAAGUAUUCUCCCAGGGAUGAAGCUGAUGAAAGGAACCAUUCCAUUUUUCACAAGAAUUUCACUCUUGGGGUUCAAUUCAGGUUCAGGAUUGUUCUGCUGCUAUUUACAUAAAUACAAUAGUAGCAAAAAAAGAAGUUUGUUCUGAUCCAAAAGCUGAUAGAGUAUUUGAAGAAUUUGAAAAGUAGUGAAAGAAUGGUUUAUGACAGGGUUUUCCAAUUUUUCAAAGAAGAAAAAUGCUGAGAAUAGAUGGUCUCUGCAAAAAGAUGGGCUACAAGGACGCCAAGUUACUGAUGCUUUACAGGAGAAAUAUAAGAACAAACCUUGGUUAUUGGAGGAUGAAACAGGUCAGGCUCAAUAUCAAGGUCAACUUGAAGGUUCACAGUCGACAACUUAUUACCUGCUUAUGAUGCAAAGAAAGGAAUUUGUAGCUAUUCCUGCUGGUUUUUAUUAUGAGUGACAUAUUAUUGUUGUUUUGACUACUCAUCACUGUUCCGACCACUCAUUGCACUGUUGUUCUAUAAUAUCGCUAUAUUUGAGUCUUAUUAGUUUUUUAAUUGUGAAACUCUUUGGCAGGUACAAUUUUAACAAGGUUGCUCAGUAUAAGCAACUUACACUAGAAUAAGCUGAAGAAAAAAUGAAGAACAAGAGUAAGACUGUAGAUGGUUAUGAGAGAUGGAUGAUGAAAGCUUCGAAUAAUGGCGCUGCUGCGUUUGGUGAAGUGGAGAAGAUUGAUGAAAAAGAAACUGCUGCUGCUGGUGGGAGAGGACAUAAAAAGUCAACUGGUGAGGAGGAAGAAGGUCAUGUAUCAGAUAGAGGAGAAGAAGAUGAAGAAGAGGAAGCUGCCAGGAAGAAUAGGCUUGGACUUAACAAAAAAAGUGGUGAUGAUGAUGAAGAAGGUCCAAGGGGAGGUGAUCUUGAUAUGGAUGAUGAUGAUAUUGAGAAGGGUUAUGAUUGGGAGCAUGAAGAAAUAUUCACUGAUGAUGAUGAAGCUGUUGGUAACGAUCCUGAGGAAAGGGAUUUGGCCCCUGAAGUUCCUGCUCCACCGGAAAUCAAGGAGGAUGAAGACGAGGAGGAUGAGGAGCAAGGAGGAGGACUGAGUAAGUCCGGGAAAGAGUUGAAGAAGCUAUUAGGGAAAGCUAGUGGGCUUAAUGAUAUUAGUUUUCUUAGACAUUUGUUUUAUUAUUGUAAGAAUAUUUUUAACAUUGUAACUUUUAACAUUAUUGUAAGAAUAUUUUGAAUUAUACUUCAGUUAUCAAUUUAUAUCAUAUAUCUUUUUGUUGAA